Messenger RNA from Phoenix dactylifera (date palm), 917 nucleotides. RefSeq lists its product as uncharacterized. NCBI's taxonomy places the organism in Eukaryota, Viridiplantae, Streptophyta, Magnoliopsida, Arecales, Arecaceae. The record is from RefSeq and is a predicted model, not a curated record.
CCGCACACUUUUCCUACCAACCGCUCAACCCUUUGGUUCCUUCGCCGGGCCCUCGACGGAACUUUUUCUCCAACGUAUAAUAUUUUGGUCGAAGAAAGCUUCCUCUCACCCAUCGCUUCUCCGUUCCUCAUCGCUCUCCGCAGGGUGUUUGGAGGCUGGCAGAGUAGUAAGGACGUCAAUAUAAUAUCCAUAGUGAUAAUGGGGUCUCAGGGGCAAUCUUAUGAACAUAAGGAUCAUGAUGGAAAGUAUACUUUGAUAAGAGAUGAAGACGACUUCCGAUGGGGUUUGUAUGACAGGCCCCUUCCAUGCUUUGGGUGCGGGAUAGGCUGGUUUUCUUUUCUUUUAGGAUUUCUUUGCCCCUUGAUGUGGUAUUAUGCCACAGCUCUGUAUUUUAGCAAUUACUACCGCAAGGAUCCAAGAGAGCGAGCUGGCCUUGCUGCUUCUGCAAUAGCAGCAUUGAUCUGUACCGUUGCAGCCUUCAUAAUUGUAGCUGCCAUUAUUCUCUAGUUCAAGCAAUACCUGAUUAGCUGGAUGCCUCUGUAGAUACGACGUUGCAGGGCAAAGAGCAAGCGACAGAAAAUAUCAGUAACUAUUCACCCUGCCACUCUUGAAUACUGUAAGAAUGCUACCAACUAUAUAAAAUAAAACAUAGUUGUGCUGGACAAAUGAUCGACAAGAAUGUGGAUUGCUGCUCUUAUUUGUGGAGGUGAACGUGUUUUACUAGAGCAACCCCCCUUCCCUCUCUUCUCUCUCCCACCUCCCCCGAAACACUGGAUAUCCUUGCUAUACUUCAUGCAUCUUAAUUUGUGAAUUGGCAAGCCAUCUGACUUGCUCAUUUUGGACAAAUUUCUUGUUCCUUAAUUUGCUUACAAGUAUGUUAUAAAAAAGAAAAAUAUCAUGUACAGGUUUCAGGAGAA